CAAGUACGCACCAUACCUCUCCUGUAAGCUUCAGUUCAGCAGAUAAGGUAAUCUCAAAGCUCGUCGUGUUUUCGCAUCAAUGGCCAUGGCCAUGGCUGAGGCUUCAAGAAUCACGUUACACUCCACUCUCCUCCCUUUUUUUACCCCCAAAACCCACGUUGGUCACCGCCACUUAAGCCUCUCGUCAUCACGCAAGCACCAAGUCCAGUGCUCGGUGUCUGCAGGCGCGGCGGCUCAGACGAACCCAGUGGCUUGGGGCUGCGAGAUUGACUCGCUGGAGAACUCUUCGGCUCUGCAGAGAUGGCUGUCGGAGUCGGGGCUUCCGCCGCAGAAGAUGGGAAUAGAGAGAGUGGAGGUGGGAGAGAGAGGGCUGGUUGCUUUGAAGAACAUUAGGAAAGGGGAGAAACUACUCUUUGUGCCUCCCUCACUUGUCAUUACUCCAGAUUCUGAGUGGAGCUGCCCCGAAGCUGGUGAAGUAUUGAAAAGGAAUUCAGUGCCAGAUUGGCCUUUGCUUGCAACUUACCUCAUAAGUGAAGCUAGCCUCAUGGAAUCUUCAAGAUGGAGCAAUUAUAUAUCAGCCUUACCUCGUCAACCUUACUCACUUCUUUACUGGACGCAAGCAGAACUAGAUCGCUACUUGGAAGCUUCACAAAUUAGGGAGAGAGCGAUUGAAAGGAUUAAUAAUGUUAUUGGAACAUACAAUGAUUUGAGGCUCAGAAUAUUUUCCAAAUACCCUGAUUUAUUCCCUGAUGAGGUGUUCAACAUAGAGUCCUUCAAAUGGUCAUUUGGUAUUCUUUUCUCCCGCUUGGUUCGGUUACCCUCAAUGGGUGGAAAUGUUGCCUUGGUUCCUUGGGCUGAUAUGCUGAAUCAUAGUUGUGAUGUGGAGACAUUUUUGGAUUAUGAUAAGACAUCAAAGGGAAUUGUCUUCACGACAGAUCGGCCCUAUCAACCAGGUGAGCAGGUAUUUAUUUCAUAUGGAAAAAAAUCAAAUGGGGAGCUUUUGUUAUCUUAUGGAUUUGUUCCAAAGGAAGGCGCUAAUCCUAGUGAUUCAGUUGAGUUGUCACUGUCACUGAAGAAAUCUGAUGCGUCCUAUAAGGAGAAGUUAGAGCUGUUGAAGAAUUAUGGAUUAUCAGCAUCUCAGUGUUUUCCUAUACAGAUUACUGGUUGGCCUUUGGAAUUAAUGGCUUAUGCUUAUUUAGCUGUUAGUCCUUCAAGCAUGAGAGGAGAUUUUGAAGAGAUGGCUGCUGCAGCAUCAAAUAAUACCACCUCCAAGAAGGAUUUGAGAUAUCCUGAAAUAGAGGAGCAAGCAUUGCAAUUCAUACUAGAUAGUUGUGAAUCCAGCAUAUCAAAAUACAACAAGUUCUUACAGGCAAGUGGAUCACUGGAUCUGGAUGUGACUUCUCCUAAACAACUCAACCGAAGGCUCUUUCUGAAACAGCUAGCUGUGGACUUGUGUACUAGUGAGCGAAGGAUAUUAUUUCGUGCUCAAUACAUACUGCGAAGAAAACUGAGGGACAUGAGGGCUGGUGAAUUAAGGGCCCUAAAAAUAUUCAACGGUUUCCGGAAUCUUUUCCAAUGAGGCCAUUCACUGGUGCAUUAUUUUCUGCCCUGGUUUGCCCUUGGUUGUUUUGAAAAAACCUAUCUCACCCUUGAGCAUCAUGAACUUUGUUCAAUGGUACCACCUAAUUGUGGGAAACAGGUCCAGUCUUCAGUUUUUAUUGAUCAAUAUAGAAGAAGCAAGAUAAGAAAUAGAAAAGGUAAGGAAUGAUUGUAAUAUAGGCUUGCUAUGUAUUUAUUGAUCCAAAUAAAUUUUUCUUUUCCUAUGUUAAAUUAUCGAUGAAAAAAUCUUCUUUGGAUCUUCU
Glycine soja is the source of this 1862-nucleotide messenger RNA. Its product is annotated as ribulose-1,5 bisphosphate carboxylase/oxygenase large subunit N-methyltransferase, chloroplastic. The transcript is spliced from 12 exons. Gene Ontology annotation, biological process: peptidyl-lysine monomethylation. Gene Ontology annotation, cellular component: chloroplast. Lineage: Eukaryota; Viridiplantae; Streptophyta; Magnoliopsida; Fabales; Fabaceae. Gene Ontology annotation, molecular function: [ribulose-bisphosphate carboxylase]-lysine N-methyltransferase activity; protein binding; protein-lysine N-methyltransferase activity. The record is from RefSeq and is a predicted model, not a curated record. Bases 80 to 1579 code for a protein of 499 amino acids.